Messenger RNA from Melanaphis sacchari, 943 nucleotides. Its product is annotated as clock-controlled protein 8-like. The record is from RefSeq and is a predicted model, not a curated record. Bases 47 to 547 code for a protein of 166 amino acids. The transcript has 3 exons. NCBI's taxonomy places the organism in Eukaryota, Metazoa, Arthropoda, Insecta, Hemiptera, Aphididae.
CGUAUUGUAGCGAGUCAUAUAGAUCUCCAAUAGUCGUCACGUCAACAUGGCGCGUCUUGAGACCGUGCAAAUUUUAGCUGUCAUGGUGAUUAUCGUACAAUAUUUGACACAUUUGGUCGAUUGUGACGAAAAAAGAAUUAUAAUUUUCAUGCCCCGGCGGGUCAAGACAGUACAUCAUCACCAUCACCACGUGGUGAUAAUGGAUCCAAAAACGAAAACUAUGACGCACGCAAAACCAUACUCAGGUAGAUUAUCGUCAUCAUCUAUCUCAUCUUCGUCGGCCGAGGUAGACUAUCAGCAGCAACGAGAUCACCAUCGUCAUUAUCAACGCCAACGACAACAGCAGGAACAUGAGCAACAGCAGCAAUCCGAAGCAGAAGAAAGUCAUCCAGCUCUGUCGUACUUUGAACAACGGACAGCCGUUAGACCUAACAAUCCAAACACGGUAUAUCCGGUCUCGCGACUGCAUCCGUUGCAGACGUACUCCGCUUUGCCGGCCAGACAAAAGAGAUCCAAAGUCAUGACUAGAGUGGUGUAUACCCAUUGAAACCACUGUCGUUAUUUUUUAAACUUUAUUUAUUUUCCACUCCUGAUAACCGUUUCAUUUACUGCAAAGCAUGUGUUUUAUUUCAAAUUUUGACGACUGUACUCUAUAAUAUAAUAUUACUUUGACGUACAUAAAUACAGUUAAGAUGAGGUUGCUGUUUGCAUCAAAUCAUGCGUGUAUUAAUAAAUUUAAAAUAAACAAUUUCGUACUUGUUAAUGAUAUUUAUUUUUAAAUAAUCUCUCUGAAAAACUCUAAAAUGUCUUUACAACAUUAUUUUUUUAAUACACAGCAAUCAAUCCACUGACUAUUUACUCGACGUGCAUUUAGUACAAAAACCGAUUUCUAGUUAUAUUUGCAGUAGACUGAGUUAUUCAAUAGCAACGUUUUUAAUUAUUC